Messenger RNA from Salvia splendens (bonfire salvia), 1960 nucleotides. RefSeq lists its product as uncharacterized. The record is from RefSeq and is a predicted model, not a curated record. Bases 382 to 1452 code for a protein of 356 amino acids. Lineage: Eukaryota; Viridiplantae; Streptophyta; Magnoliopsida; Lamiales; Lamiaceae. The transcript is spliced from 2 exons.
AUAGAUACAGUGCAAGUGUGUAAAUAUAGAGAAUGGCAACCGAGUUCCCACAACGUGAAUCACCCCCAAAAAUCCGCACCUCCAAAAUCCAAAUAUAGUCUCACUUUUCAUUCUUUCACACUCUCGAUCGAUCAAGCGCCUUCCUCUCGUUUUCAAUAUUUGAUUGAAUCAACAUGUGCCUCCUUUUAGGCUGUUGAUGGCAUGUGGAUCUCACGUGGAAAUUGAGGAUUCACCAUGCGAUUUCGGAGGUAUGCUACUGCCGCGAUUCAUUUAGAUCUGACUGCCAAUUUUGUUCAGCAUUUCAGUUUCUUCGAUAGGUCGGACAAAUUUUGGGGAUUUUUGUCUUGAUUUAUUCAAAAAGUUGUUUCGAGAACUGUCGAAAUGGAAGUCUCGAGCGGGUUGGGCCCGCGGCCUGGCUCGAGCGCAUUGAAACACGAGGAGAACCAAGGGAUAAAUAUUGAAAAUCUCGAAUUGGAGAGGCCUGUGAAUGAUUCUCGUUCCAAUCACCAAUUUCAUUCCAUGGGUGCGUUGGACAUUUUGAGAGAAACUGUUUGGAUUCUUCGAUUCAAUUCGGGCGGAUUCAUGUUAAUCGUGGCAAUGUUAAUCUGCCCUGUUUCGGCCGUGCUCUUGUCGAACGUGUUGGUCGAUCAAUCCGUCGUGAAGCGGCUGAGCUUUCGUCUCUUGCUAGUUGCGAAAUCUAGUGGACUCCCUCUCAAGCCUUUCGUCAAACAGUCAUGCCACAGAAUGGCGGAGAUGGUGAUCUCAGCAGCAAUGUGUUUUCCCCUGUUUGUCACGCUGCUGCUUCUGUCAAAGGCAGCCGUGGUUCACACAGUUGAUUGCACAUACUCGAGGAAGAAGUUUAAUGCUUCGAAGUUCUAUGUGUUCAUCUGCAAGAUUUGGAAGCGAAUUGUCACCACAUAUUUGUGGGGGUGUUUAGUAAUGUCCGGUUGCCUCACAUUCUUCAUAGUCCUCCUCGUUGUAGUGAGCUGCGUGUUCUUGAUCAUGGGGUUCCCAUCUGACUUGAUUCUUUACCCUGCUAUGGUAGUAGGGUUAAUUUUCUCAAUCAUUUUUGCCAAUGCUAUCAUCAUCUGCAACACUGCUAUUGUGAUAUCUGUUCUUGAGGAUGUUGCAGGGCCUCAGGCAGUGCUCCGUUCUAGUUCGUUGAUAAAAGGGCAGACGCAAGUUGGUCUGUUGAUAUUCCUUGGGUCGACUAUAGGUAUGGCUUUUGUGGAGGGUCUGUUUGAGCAUAGGGUGAAGACACUCAGCUACGGAAAUGGCUCUUCUAGGUUAUGGGAAGGGCCUCUUUUGGUGGUGAUGUAUUCGUUUGUGGUGAUGAUCGACUCGAUGAUGAGCACAGUUUUCUACUUCAGCUGUAAAUCAUAUCGUUUGGAAUCAGCAAGUGAAGAAAAUGAACCGGUUUUGGAAGCUCAGGUUAACGGUGAGGUUCAAUAACAUCCAUUUUGAUCUCGUGUUAUGGUAGAGAAAAGAAAGCUUGAGUUUUUACUCUAGUGAGAGAAUGAAAAUUUGGUGAUGAAGCUUCUUCUUCAAAUGGAAUAUUUUGUGUAAACGGAGAUGGCUUAAAGUAAGUCGACAUAGCUUUGAAGAGAUACUUUAAUUCAUCGAAAUGGUAAGUGGAGAAGGAAGGCAUCAUUAUAAGCGCAUACCUUUUGCCAAAGGUUUGUCAAGGCUACAGUUUACAUACUUUGUAAUAGAUUUCUGCCCUUUACAGAUAAUACAGUUCAGAUGAAAUUGUUCUUCGAUUCUAUGGUCAUCUAGUUGGUCUUUAUUUAAAGAGGAGAGGGGUAAAAUUAAAGCAAAUGAAGAUAAUCUGGUAGUAUUGGGUGAUAAUUCAGUACGGAUUUACAAUUGUUGUCUCGAUAUGUGUCUGGAAAGUUUUGUAAUGAUUAUGCAUGUUUGAAAUAUAUCAAUGAUGAAGCAUAAUGAGUUUGAACUUUUCAAA